Molecule: messenger RNA, 321 nt
Organism: Ambispora leptoticha
Lineage: Eukaryota; Fungi; Glomeromycota; Glomeromycetes; Archaeosporales; Ambisporaceae
Source: the annotation of a GenBank genome assembly
AUGGCAAACAACGCUACGUAUAACCAAUAUACCACAUACGUCACACAUUUAAACGCCUCAACUGAGCUGUCGCAAAACGACCUAGCUACUCAGCAUGAACCUUGGGGCAAUACGGAAAUUCCUCUUGAUCACCUGACGAAUAAUAAUAAACCGGUAACGACAUCAACUUUACAACCAACAAGUAUGAUUACUCUUGCAUCACCCACGAACAGUAGUCUAUCAAGUAAUUCAGCUACUGAUCCAAAUUUCACAAUAUAUCAUCAGGGAUCAAUACCAGGUGUAACGAUUUCUAACAAUCUUAAUCUAAGUGGUGGCAGCGGG